AUGGAAUCAUUUCCUAAAGCAUCAACCAUGGCGUGCCGGCUUCUUCCCACUCUGCAUUUGUUACUGAUUUUGGAGUCGAGCUGGGGUACAGUCGUAUCUGAGGAUCUUGGUGACGCCGUGCCUCAAGGUGCCGAUGUCCCGCGGCCUUUGGAUGAGUGCUUAUUUGCGCACGAAAGCGCAAAACGCGACAUGGUCUCCAUCAACAUGUUCAAAGUGUACGAGAAGUACAGUAAAGAGCCGCUGAGCCAGAGGGACGCGAACACUGUGAGAAGCUUCAGAGCUGUCCGGAGAGUCUUGCACGGCAAAGACGUAUUCCAGUUCAACUUGUCCUCCAUCCAAGAAUCAGAGCUCGUCCUCCUUGCUUCUUUUCAUUUCCUCUACAAGCGGCCCCGCCACCACCAGCGACCGUGGCGUUUCCGAAGGCCUCGCCACCCAUCCACCGGCCUCCAGCAUUCUCCCUCCCCGCAGCUCCUCUUCCACGGAUCCUCCGCAAACUCAACUUUUGCAGCAUCGCUGGGAAACAUAACUCUGGCUCCUUUCAAGAAAGGCUCUUGGCAAUCAAGGGAUAUAACGGCGGUGGUGAAACAUACCAGGGAUGUCAAAGAGCUUGUGAUCACAGUGGAGUUUGACAUGGAGUCUGAGGCUCCUCGGGGGCAGCAGAAGAGCCCUCACGUCCUUGGGCACCUCUCUCCAGCCAACCCGCCGUACAUCUUGAUAUACGCUGACGAUCGAGCUAUAGAUGAGCCGAACAGCGUGGCCAUGUCUCUCCAGCGCUACGGGCCCUUCCCUGUAGCGGAGGACGCGUCCUCCUCGGCUUCAGCCUCAAGGAUCCGGAGGGAGCUUCCUCUGAAGAUUCAAACCAACAACAUACCGGAGGUCCAGUACAACACCUUGAAGAAUCAUGAACUUUGGCAAAACACGUAUUUCCCAGCGAAAGCCAAAGCAGCAGUGAAACCAGGAAGGAAGCUGGGUCAGGAGAGCAGCGAGGGCCUGGGUAAGCCCCAGGUGCUGAGCUUUGAUGAGAGGACGAUGAAAAAGGCCAGGAGGAGGCAGUGGAGCGAGCCCAGGGUUUGCUCCAGGCGUUACCUCAGGGUGGACUUCGCUGACAUUGGUUGGAGCGAGUGGGUCUUGGCGCCAAAGUCUUUUGAUGCCUACUACUGCGCCGGGGCCUGUGGAUUCCCCAUACCCAAAGUGGUGCGUCCUUCCAAUCACGCCACCAUCCAGAGCAUCGUCAGAGCGGUGGGAAUCGUCCCCGGCGUCCCCGAGCCGUGCUGCGUUCCAGAGAAGAUGAGUCCCCUCAGCGUUCUAUUCCUGGAUACAAACAGGAAUAUGGUGCUCAAGGUUUACCCCGGCAUGUCUGUGGAUACCUGCGCCUGUCGGUAGGCCCGGAGCAGCCGGACCGAUGAAGAUUAAACUAUGUUUCGACAGCUGAGGAUAAACUGAUACGACGUGCAGAGCUCUAUUCCUUGAGUCUCGGCUGGAGAACUCUUUUAUGAAUCUUGUACUCGUCUCUCAUCAUCGGACUCUGACUCAACUCUUCCCUACUUAUCUAACAGAUGUGUUUUUCUCCACCCAGUCCACCUUCAUUUAUUUUUCUUUUCAUCCAGAAGCAGUUCAAAUAAGUGCACUUAAUACAAACCUGUGUGUGUAAUGUAUUGAUGUAUUGUAUCUACUGCUGGUCGAUCUUCAUCUCUGUUGAUCCUUCCGAAGCUUUUUUAGUCUUUAAAGGAAUAUCUCACCCCCAAAAUGACCUUUUGUAUAUAAAUGACUCACCCUGUGAGACUUUGAAUGCUUAUCGCAUGUCUCCAAAGUGAAGGAUGCUUAACACGUGCAAUCGUGAGACUGUUUAUGUGUUUAUGUCAUUUAGUGGGUGAAGUAUUCUUUAAAGUUUUCCGCACACUUUCACUUUUAUAAAGUGAUCUUGCCUGUUUUAAUAUGAGACAAGAUAAGACUUGACUUCCUCUGGUCUCAGACCUGGACUCCUGACACACACUGAUGAACUGCAUUUACAUCCUGCACAGUUAAUCAACCCUCGCCGUGUAAAUACUGUAGUUACUAAUGCAAACUAAAUGGUACUUAUUCUUAAGCGAUGUGUCGCAUUGUUGCCAUUGAACGCUUCCCAUUUAUUAGCGAGAAUUACUCAUGCACGAGAGGUAAUUCUUUGAACUAUAUUCCAAUAGCCAUUUGUUUAUAUCUUGUAUAUAAUGAGCGUAUUUUGACAUCUACUGAGAUUUAUUGUUGUACAAGCUUUGUGUAGAGGCUGUUACAGCCCAGAGGAGAAAACAGCGCGUUGCUGCCACCUGCGGUGCAUUUUGGGUAAAUUUAAGAGACGUUUUAAAAGGAGAAAGUUAUGGUACUUCCUGUGGCUGUUGAGUAUUUCCCUUUAAUACAUAAAUACUGUUGAUCAAAGAUGACGUGUACAGUUUGUAAUAACAGUAGACUUCCAUGGUGAGUAAUAAAGGAUAAAUGUAUCCGACCUUAUAACUGUAUUAUAUGGCUAAAAGUGUAUUUGAAUAGUUAUGUGACAUA
Molecule: messenger RNA, 2529 nt
Organism: Cottoperca gobio
Lineage: Eukaryota; Metazoa; Chordata; Actinopteri; Perciformes; Bovichtidae
Gene: gdf10b
Product: growth differentiation factor 10b
Exons: 3
Coding region: 1-1383 (460 amino acids)
Biological process (GO): positive regulation of osteoblast differentiation
Cellular component (GO): extracellular region
Molecular function (GO): growth factor activity; cytokine activity
Source: RefSeq, a predicted model, not a curated record